Molecule: messenger RNA, 775 nt
Organism: Cucurbitaria berberidis CBS 394.84
Lineage: Eukaryota; Fungi; Ascomycota; Dothideomycetes; Pleosporales; Cucurbitariaceae
Exons: 1
Coding region: 116-574 (152 amino acids)
Source: RefSeq, a predicted model, not a curated record
AGGUAGGAAGGCUGACGAGAGACGGGAAAAGAGCGUCGACGUUGAGAGAGUUUUAGUAAGUGCGCCCAGCCUGGUCAGUGAGGACGGAACCAGACUUCGCCGAUUGGCUUCGGAUAUGGGUUUGGUAGGUUGCUAUGAGUACCCUCUCGUCACUAUAGCUAUAUGGCACCGGCAGAUACUUCUCAUCUUGACAUCAGCCUGCCGGCUAGGUGGUAGAAGUACAGAUGAAGUUAUGCUCAGUACUUGCACACACGUUGUUCAUGCGGAAAGCUGGCGCGCAUCCUCGCUGAUCCGCACCGAUGUCGUCCCGAGAGGCGUCUUUUGGCCAUUGGAUCCCUACGCCACAUCCGUCCAUGUCAGUGUGACAUCCGACGGAAACAUCGAGCAAGUUUUUUAUUUUAUCCACUGCAUCAGCAGCCGUCAUGUGCAAGGGCCCGGUUGCCGCUCGGCCACUGACGAAACCAUGCACAGCAGCAGUCCGGCAACAACGCCCGCAGAAGACUCAACAUGUGCACAACUGCAGGGUCGCUUGCCAUGGUGCGCUGGGAGAAGAACACUGCAACUUCCUGUUUGAGAGACCUUUGGCUUACUCUAAUGCGAGGAGCUGGUAAGCGGCGCCCGUAAAAAAACGCGGGGUUGGCGAGGUCGACUACGAAUCAAGCGUGGCCAGUGGCCUAGCUAGUCCCCUGCGACCUCGGCCUAUGCGGUGAGAGCGGUUUAUCUCCUUCGACUCACGAUGGAUUUCUGUUUUCCUGCAUCUCAUCGCAAAGCUUGG